CUCUUUUCUUUUCUUUUUUUCCCUCUCUUCUUAUCUCACUUCCCAAACCCUAACCCUAAAUCGUCUUCUCUUACCUUCGGUUUUGUUUCCAAAUCGACUUUUCUAAUCCGUUUCUACAGAUCUUAGAUCGACGAUUCCUUCUUCCCAACUCUCGAUUAUGGUCGAGCUUAGGGGUUCCCCCGUUUUGUUCGUACGAGAACCGAUGUGAAUAUUUUGAUUUGAAGAUGUGAAUAAGGUUACUACUCAAAUCCAUACGUUUCUCCAAUUGUUUUUCGGAUUUCCGAAAAAGAAAAAAAACAAAAAACACCCAAAUCAGCAGACAGUGUCUUCUCCGAUUUGGAUUUUGGACCUGCACUACGUCAGUUACUCAGUACAAGGGAUAAAUUUUUUGAAUACCAUUGUGUGAGAUUGAGCAAUUUUACAAUGGGAGAAGGAGAACUUUGCUUGGAAUUGCUAAAGGAAGGAGAUUUGGUGGAAGAGAGUUCAGAAAUGAAGAAGGAAUUGAAGAGAGACCGUAUGUGUUUUGAAGAAGAUACUAUACAAGGAGGAGAGCUUUAUUCUAACAAGAGACAAUCGAAGGAAGCUUCAAACGAUGACAUUAGGUCGGAAAUAUCUAACCCAGUCCUGUCUCCGGUUGAUAUUGUCUCUACUUUUCGCGAUAUCACUAGUAAUCCGGCUAAAUCGAGUUCAGAUGGUCGCGUUGGGUCUUGUUCGGGCAGUCAUUCUGGUUCGGAUGACUCUGUAAGCGACGACGAGAAGCACAGUGAAUAUAGCGCAUCGCUAGCAGAUAGCUCGCAAUCGAGUGAUGAUGUACCGUCUUGUUUCGUAAGGGAGAUUCCAAAGCAUCUUAGCACAACUGGGAUCACGAGAAUCACGUUUAAGCUCAGUAAACGAAAUGAUGAUUUAUGUGAUUUACCCAUGAUAAAGGGGCAUACUUGGGAGAGUGCUCCUUCAACUUUAGGUGUGAGUGUGAAACCUUCGAAGAAGAAGAUAGUCUCUACCAACUUCACAUCUAAUGUUAAGAAUCUAUUAUUGACUGGUAUUCUCGAUGGUGCUCGGGUGAAGUACUUUUCAACCUCACCUCCGAGACAACUUCAAGGGAUAAUCUACUCGGGUGGGUAUUUGUGUGGCUGUACUGUGUGCGAUUUCUCAAAAGUUCUAGGUGCUCAUGAGUUCGAGCGGCAUGCUGGUGGGAAAAAGAAACACUCUAACAAGCACAUCUACUUGGAGAACGGAAUGUCAGUUUAUAACAUAAUUCAAGAGCUGAAGAAUGCUCCGUUUGAUGUUCUCGAGGAAAAGAUAAGGAAUGUGGCUGGUUCUGCUCUGAACGAGGAGAGCUUUCAGGUUUGGAAAGAAAGUUUCCAGCAGGAUAAUAACAUGGCUGAAGAUGUUAGCAACCAUAUAAUGGAUGAUUCGUUUCAAUCCCUUGUCAGUUAUCCUGGUUCUGGUUGGUCUCUUGAUGAAAGUCAAAGCUCUACUCCAUGUUUACCAGAGAACAAUUAUUUUAGUGGGGAAAUCUGUACAAAGGACACCCGACAUGAACAUAAGCCAAAAGAAAAGAAGCGUACCUCUCAUAUGUUUGGUAUUGGUUGCCAUAAGAAAGUUUCUGGAGGCGGUAAAUGGAAGAGGGACAAUGAUUUACACCGGUUGCUGUUUUUGCCUAGUGGGCUUCCGGAUGGGACUGAAUUGGCCUACUAUGUGAAAUCGGAGAAACUACUGCAGGGUUACAAACAAGGAAGUGGUAUUGUAUGUAGCUGCUGCGACGCAGAGAUUAGUCCUUCACAAUUCGAAGCACAUGCUGGAAUGGCUGGUAGACGGCAACCUUAUCGUCAUAUCCUCAUAUCUUCGGGAUUGUCAUUGCAUGAUAUAGCUAUGUCAUUGGCGGGUGGGGGCCAUGUCAUUACAACUGGUGACAACGAUGACAUGUGUUCUGUUUGUGGCGAUGGUGGAGAUUUGCUACUAUGUGCUGGAUGCCCUCAAGCAUUUCAUACAGUAUGCUUGAAAUUUCAAUCAAUGCCUGAAGGGACUUGGUACUGUUCAAGCUGCAAUGAUGGAACUAUCUCUUGCAAAACGGCCACUGCUACUGAUCCUAAUUUAAAACCCAUAGUUAUAAGACUAACAAGAGUUGUUAAAGCACCAGAAAGUGAAAUUGGUGGUUGCGUGUUCUGUAGGUCACAUGAUUUUAGCGUUGGGAAAUUUGAUGAUAGGACAGUUAUUCUCUGUGACCAGUGUGAGAAAGAGUACCACGUCGGUUGUCUCAGGGAAAACGAGCUUUGUGAUUUGAAAGGGAUCCCCCAAGAUAAAUGGUUCUGCUGUAGUGACUGCAGCAGGAUUCACCAAGUUCUUCAAAACUCUGCUUCAUGUGGGCAACAAACAAUUCCCACACUUCUGUUAGACACUAUAAGCAGAAAAUACAGAGAAAAAGGAAUAUAUAUUGACAACGGAGACAUUGUGGAAUGGAGGAUGCUUAGAGGAAAAAGUCGAUACCCAGAGCAUCUACCCUUACUUUCACGAGCAGCGGCUAUUUUCAGGGAGUGUUUUGAUCCCAUUGUGGCAAAGUCUGGUCGUGAUCUCAUUCCUGUAAUGGUCUAUGGGAGAAACAUAUCAGGCCAGGAGUUUGGAGGAAUGUACUGUUUGGUCCUGAUGGUGAAUUCCUUUGUUGUUUCUGCCGCACUGCUUAGGAUAUUUGGUCAGAAAGUUGCAGAACUUCCUAUGGUAGCUACAAGCCGAGAGUAUCAAGGAAGGGGCUACUUUCAAGGCCUGUUUGCUUGCAUUGAGAAUCUUCUUGCCUCUCUGAAUGUUGAGAACUUGCUUCUCCCAGCAGCUGAAGAAGCCGAGUCAAUCUGGAUAAAAAAAUUUGGUUUCACAAAGAUGACUGAACAUCAAUUACAGAAGUACCAGAGAGAAGUGCAGCUUACAGUCUUCAAGGGAACAUCAAUGCUCGAGAAGAAAGUACCGUCGUUUUCGGAAACAACUUUGGUCAUCUGAUAUCAUGUUUCAUGGAAGAUUUUUUUGAAGCUUCUUCUGGAUUUUGGUAGUUAGGAUCUUUCCUUUAUUUGCUUUCUCUCUCCUUGAAAAACCCACUCUUGUUUUCUUUUUGCAGAAGGGUCAUUUCUUGUGUACCUCUGUUACUUUUUGUACAAGCUCUUAACAGAGAGGAUAUUAGAAUUUAGGGUUGACACGAGAGGUUACAGACCUACUGAGAUAUUUUUGUAAAGGAAACUAGGAAAGAAAUGAAAAGAAGAAGCAAAUAUAAUAAAGUCGUAAGCAUAUAUUUAAUACUAAAGUUGUUCCUCU
This is a messenger RNA of Capsella rubella, 3297 nucleotides long. Its product is annotated as increased DNA methylation 1. The record is from RefSeq and is a predicted model, not a curated record. NCBI's taxonomy places the organism in Eukaryota, Viridiplantae, Streptophyta, Magnoliopsida, Brassicales, Brassicaceae. The transcript is spliced from 19 exons. The coding region runs from base 424 to 2988 and encodes 854 amino acids.